AUGAGUAAUAACGAACAAACUUCAACUCCUCUCACUUCUUCAUCAUCGACUUCGGAAAAGAGUACCGAAGAGGUUUUGGUAGAAGAUAUUGUUACACCUGAAGCCUCUGCAACAAACAAGAAGAAGCCAAUGACUUAUCAAGAAUUAAUGGAAGGUGAUGACGAUGAUGAUGACUGGAUUCCUGUUGUUCCAAAGGAAUUACCUGAUUGGUGUAAAGGAGACCAUCCAUUGUUGAUGAAUGACAUUGGUUUGGACAAUCCAAUUGCUAUGGCUUUGGCUGAACUUAGAUAUGAUGGUACUCCAGAUGAAAUUGCAACCAAUUUUAAAAAUCAAGGAAAUAACUUGUUGAAGGAUAGUAAAAAUCCAGAAAUGUACUACAAGGAUAUUAUCAGAUAUUAUUCAGAAGGAUUGGAGCAACCAAUUACUGACACAAGAUUGAAAAUUGACUUGUUAAAUAAUAGAUCACACAUCUUUACAUUGAUGGGUAAUUAUGGACAUGCCAUUGUGGAUGCAAAGGAAGUUUUGAAAAUUGAUAAUAAGAAUACUAAAGCCAUGUUCAGAAUUGCUAAAGCUGCCAUGACUUUAAAGAAAUACAAGCCAGUUAUCAAAUAUUGUCAAAGGGCUCUUAAAAUUGAAGGAAAACAUGCCUUGUUUGAGGAUUUCAUGAAGAAGGCCGAGGAUGCACUUUUAAAGGAGCAAGAAAAGAAAGCUGAAGAGCAAGAAAAGAAGAGACAACAAGAACAAACCAUACAACAAUUGAAGAAAUUCCUCUCCAAUAGAAAGGGAAUCAAAAUUGGAGAUUAUACAGAGCUAGAAUCUGAACAAUUGAAUACCUACACUCGUGAUGGACCUUUGGGAGGUAUCCAAAUUGAUGAACACAGUGGUGAAGUAUUCUUCUCUGUUAUCUUUGCCUACGAUGAAUUCAAUCAAACAGAUUUCAUUCAUACUUUUAGUGAACACCAAACUGUGAGAGAACAAUUGGACAUGAUGUUCCCUCCAAAUGGACCUGCAUUCCCUUAUGGAUGUGAAAAGGAUUACGUGAUCUCAAAUUUGAAAGUUUUCUUUUUAGAUCCUACCUCCUUAAAGAAUUCAAAGAAUCGUUUCAUUGAGAUUAAGAAUUUAAACACUCCACUUAUCACGGUUUUGACAAGAUCAGACUACCAACUUCCAUCCUCAUUCAUUCCAGUUUUGCACGUUGUUCGUAAGAAUCACGAAUUAGAAAUCUUUAAAUAA
Naegleria gruberi is the source of this 1233-nucleotide messenger RNA. RefSeq lists its product as uncharacterized. Gene Ontology annotation, molecular function: Hsp90 protein binding. The transcript has a single exon. Bases 1 to 1233 code for a protein of 410 amino acids. Lineage: Eukaryota; Heterolobosea; Eutetramitea; Acrasida; Naegleriidae. The record is from RefSeq and is a predicted model, not a curated record.